GUUUUAAAUAUAAAUCAGUCAGUCACUAGUCGCACCGCAGUAAUGGUACUUACGCUUUUUUAAAAAUAAGAUUUUUAAGCCUAUUUGAAACGUUGAUCAAGCAUACUUGUAAUUAAGUGCGAUGUGUGCAUAAUUAAUCGAAGCAGUACCUACUAUCGUCUCGCUUGUAUAGGUACCACCUCAAUUAUACGCUCUGAUUGUUGCAGUUUUGUGCGCGUACUUUUACGGUUAAUAAGAGAAAAAAAUAGGUAUUGGAAUAAAUUACAGGGUGAAUAUGAAUAUUAAUUUUGAGAAUAAAAGGAUUUUAGUCACUGGAGCUGCAUCAGGAAUAGGAAAAGGCAUAGCAACUCGUCUUGUUCAAUGUGGAGGCACAGUCAUUGCGGUAGACAGAUCAGAGGAAAAUUUAGACAAACUCAAAGGAGAAUUUCCAACGGUAAUACCAGUGGCUGUUGAUUUGGGUUCCUGGAAUGAGGCUCAAGAAAAAAUAAAAGUUGUUCUACCGGUGGAUCUUUUAGUAAAUUGUGCUGGGUUGGAUAUAAUCCAGUCUGUUGGCGAUAUCACCGAAGACGCUUUUGAUAAAAUUUUUAACGUUAAUAUUAAAGGACUUGUAGCUGUUACACAAAUCGUUGUAAACGACUUAAUACAGAGAAAUACUCCAGGAUCAAUAGUAAAUAUAUCCUCACAAGCUUCCCUGAGUGGUUUACUCUACCAAAGUCUUUACUGUGCCUCAAAAGGGGCCGUAGAUGCGUUUACAAGAGCCCUAGCCAUGGAAGUAGGCCCUAAAAAGAUCAGAGUGAACUGUGUGAAUCCCACAAUUGUCAUGACUGAGUUGGCUAUCAAGGCUUGGAGUGAUCCUGUCAGAAAACAGGCAGUUUUAGACAGGAUUCCUUUGCAGAGAUUUGCUGAAAUUGACGAAGUAGUUGAUGUAGUCCUUUUCCUACUAAGUGAUAGAUCAAGCAUGGUCACGGGACAUUGUCUGGCAGUGGACGGUGGAUUUUUAGCUGCUUAAUUUAUUAUUGUUUCUUUAUUUCUUUAAAUAAAACUGUUUUACUGUA
Sitophilus oryzae (rice weevil) is the source of this 1055-nucleotide messenger RNA. Its product is annotated as L-xylulose reductase-like. The coding region runs from base 275 to 1009 and encodes 244 amino acids. Gene Ontology annotation, molecular function: L-xylulose reductase (NADPH) activity; carbonyl reductase (NADPH) activity. NCBI's taxonomy places the organism in Eukaryota, Metazoa, Arthropoda, Insecta, Coleoptera, Curculionidae. The transcript is spliced from 5 exons. The record is from RefSeq and is a predicted model, not a curated record. Gene Ontology annotation, biological process: glucose metabolic process; xylulose metabolic process.